AUGGCCAAGAAUUACUCCAGCUCUUCACCAAAUCCUGCAGCCCACCUGCAUCUGAACCCAGGGAAAACUGAGGCUACCAUCAAAAACUUUAGUCCCUUCUAUAGUCGUCAGUACUCUGUGGCCUUCUGCAAUCAUGUUCGCAGUGAAGUGGAACAGCAAAGAGAUUUAACAUCACAAUUUUUGAAGACCAAGCCACCACUGGAGCCUGGAACUGUUCUGUAUGAAGCAGAGCUAUCACAGUUUGCUGAAGACAUAAAGAAGUGGAAGGAGCGGUACAUUGUGGUUAAAAAUGAUUUUGCUGUGGAGAGCUAUGAGAACAAAGAGGCCUAUCAGAGAGGAGCAGCUCCUAAAAGCCGAAUUCUUCCAGCUGGUGGCAGGGUAUUAACCUCAGAAGAUGAAUAUAAUUUGUUAUCUGAUCGGUUUUUCCCAGACCCUAUUGCAUCCAGUGAGAAGGAGAACGCUCAGCCCUUUGUGGUCGUGCCUAAGGAAUUCCCGGUGUACCUGUGGCAGCCAUUCCUCAGACACGGCUACUUCUGCUUCCACGAGGCCGCCGAGCAGAAGAAGUUCAGUGCUCUCCUGAGUGACUGCAUCAGACAUCUCAAUCACGAUUACAUGAAGCAGACGACGUUUGAAGCCCAAGCCUUUCUAGAAGCUGUGCAGUUCUUCCGGCAGGAGAAGGGACACUAUGGCUCGUGGGAAAUGAUCACUGGGGAUGAAGUCCAGGUAACAUGGGCUCAGAAUUUGGGGUUCUCUUCUCCGUCUAUCCAAAGCAGCAUCUGUCCUCAGACUCACAGGAAAAAGAGAUUUAUGUGCUGUUCUCUGUUGCAGCUCCUUGAGGAGGCCUACAAACUGGUUCGGCAUCAGGUUUCAGAAGGAUUAAGUGCCUUGAAGGAGGAAUGCAGAACUCUGACGAAGAACCUAGAAGGAACCAUCCGUUCAGACAUGGAUCAGAUCGUGAACUCAAAGAACUUCUUAAUUGGAAAGAUCAAAGCAAUGGUGGCCGAGCCAGCAGAGAGAAGCUGUGUGGAGAGUGUUCAACCAUUCUUGGCGUCCAUCCUGGAGGAGCUCAUGGGGCCAGUGAGCUCAGGAUUCAGUGAAGUACGCUCACUCUUUGAAAAAGAAGUGGAUGAACUUACCCAGAACUUUCAGACCACCAAAGACAACGCCCAGCUAAAAGAGCAUCUAGACCGGCUUAUGAAUCUUCCACUGGAUUCUGUGAAGAUGGAACCUUGUUAUAGUAAAGUCAACCUGCUCCAGGAACGCCUGCAGGAUCUCAAGAGCCGCUUCAGAUUCCCCCACGUCGAUCUGGUGGUCCAGAGGACCCAGAACUACAUGCAAGAGUUAAUGGAGAAUGCAGUAUUCACUUUCGAGCAAUUGCUUUCCCCACACCUCCAAGGAGAGGCAUCCAGAACUGCGGUCGCCAUUGAGAAGGUUAAGCUCCGAGUCUUAAAGCAAUAUGAUUAUGACAGCAGCACCAUCAGGAAGAGGAUAUUUCAAGAGGCACUGGUUCAAAUCACACUUCCCACCGUGCAGAAGGCACUGGCAUCCACAUGCAAACCAGAGCUCCAGAAAUACGAGCAGUUCAUUUUUGCAGAUCACACCAAUAUGAUUCACGUUGAAAAUGUCUAUGAGGAGAUUUUACAUCAGAGCCUCCUUGAUGAAACCCUGAAAGUGAUAAAGGAAGCUGCUAUCCUGAAGAAACACAACUUAUUUGAAGACAACAUGGCCUUGCCCAGUGAAAGCGUGUCCAGCUUAACUGAUCUAAAAACCCCUGCAGGGUCAAACCAGGCCAGCCCUGCCAGGAGAGCCUCAGCCAUUCUGCCAGGAGUUUCAGAUAGUGAGACCCUGAGUAAUGAAGUAUUCCAGGAGUCAGGGGAAAAGAAGCAGCCUGGGGUCCCUAGUCCGUUGGCCAAAGAAGAAAGCCUUUCUCUUCCUGUACCCGACCCUCCCCCGGGUGAGAACGGACAGGUGAUUAUUGCAGGCAUGGAUGGCCCUGUCGUAGAUCUCGUGGCUGCAGAGGACACGGCAGGAGCCCUGGGCACAUGCUCACCAGAGCUGGAGUUUGGAGGGGCUCCUGAGGGUGGAGAGCCCACCUGCGAAAAGCCAGAAUCCAGCUCUGCCUCAGGCUCCUUAAAGGAGCUCAGAAAUUUGUUGACAGUGACCAUUGAGGUACCAGUGGAAUCUGCCACCCUUGAGAUUGAAAAAGAUACAAACGAGGAGACCCUUGUUCCCCAAGAAAUUGAAAAAUUAGAGGAAACGACUCAGAUCUACACAGAGGCCGGUCCAGCAGCUGCCUCCAGCCAACACAGCUGUGAAGAGAAUGAAGUCAGUGAGAGGGAGGCCCAUUCUCCCCCUCCGGAGGCGGAGGCUGGCAGGGUGGAGUUGGGGGGAUUUCUGGAGGCUCAGCUGAUCUGUGAAGGGCUCACCCAGGGUGACAGCCGCCCAGACCCCACAGAGCAGCAAGCAGAGGCCGGGGAGCCCGCUGAGAGCGAGCUCACAGGCAGGGCUUCCAGACUGGAGGCCCAGGCUGUAUCCACUGUGGAGGGUGAGGCCGGGCAGCAAGCAGAUUGCAUUUCCAGGGCUGACCACACGUGCCCCAGUGAGAGCCAGGUUUCUGUGGAAGAAGUGGUGGGAGGGAAUAGCAGCAUGGCCCAGGCUGCUGCCAGUGUGGAGACAGAGCAGAUUCAGGCUGCUGGUGUUCAUGAGUGUCAGUGGGUGGUGGAGAAUGUUCCAAACAUCGAUCCGCUAGAUUCACAAGACGUCGGGGAGAGUACCCUAGGGCAACCCUCAGAAGAGUGA
Puma concolor (puma) is the source of this 2799-nucleotide messenger RNA. The record is from RefSeq and is a predicted model, not a curated record. NCBI's taxonomy places the organism in Eukaryota, Metazoa, Chordata, Mammalia, Carnivora, Felidae.